CGGCCUCCGCUCCUCGCACCCCACAAUGCCGUGCGGCGCCGUCCUGUCGCAAAGGGCUCAUCCGGGCGGCGAAUGAGCGAGUCGCUUUCCGUGCGCUGCGGCGGCGGCUGGGUCUUCCUGCUCCCGCCGCGCUGCCGGACGCCCCGACGGUAGUCAUCUGCGCCGCAGUCGGUUCGGCGCCCCCGCCUCCGCGAUGCCCCCCAAGAAACAGGCUCAGGCCGGGGGCAGCAAGAAGGCGGAGCAGAAGAAGAAGGAGAAGAUCAUCGAGGACAAAACUUUCGGUCUAAAGAAUAAGAAAGGAGCAAAGCAACAGAAGUUUAUUAAGGCUGUUACUCAUCAAGUGAAAUUUGGUCAGCAGAAUCCACGUCAGGUAGCACAAAGUGAAGCUGAAAAGAAACUGAAGAAAGAUGACAAGAAGAAAGAGCUACAAGAACUAAAUGAGUUGUUCAAACCUGUAGUUGCUGCACAAAAAAUAAGUAAAGGUGCAGAUCCCAAGUCUGUGGUGUGUGCAUUCUUCAAACAAGGACAGUGUACUAAAGGGGAUAAAUGUAAGUUCUCUCAUGACCUCACUUUGGAGAGAAAAUGUGAAAAACGAAGUGUGUACAUUGACGCAAGAGAUGAAGAACUUGAAAAAGAUACUAUGGAUAAUUGGGAUGAGAAAAAGCUGGAAGAAGUAGUAAACAAGAAGCACGGUGAGGCGGAAAAGAAAAAACCAAAAACUCAAAUAGUGUGCAGACAUUUCCUUGAAGCUAUUGAAAAUAACAAGUAUGGCUGGUUUUGGGUGUGUCCUGGAGGUGGCGACAAUUGCAUGUAUCGCCAUGCACUUCCUCCUGGAUUUGUGCUGAAGAAAGACAAAAAGAAAGAAGAGAAAGAAGAUGAGAUUUCAUUAGAAGAUCUAAUUGAAAGAGAGCGUUCUGCCUUAGGUCCAAAUGUUACCAAAAUCACUCUAGAAUCUUUUCUUGCAUGGAAGAAAAGGAAAAGACAAGAAAAGAUUGAUAAACUUGAACAAGAUAUGGAGAGACGGAAAGCUGACUUCAAAGCAGGAAAAGCACUGGUGAUCAGUGGUCGUGAAGUGUUUGAAUUUCGUCCUGAGCUGGUCAAUGAUGAUGAUGAGGAAGCAGAUGAUACCCGUUACAUUCAGGGAACAGGUGGUGAUGAGGUUGAUGAUUCUGUGGGUGUAAAUGACAUAGAUGUAAGCCUGUACAUCCCAAGAGAUGUAGAAGAGACGGGUAUCACUGUAGCCAGUCUUGAAAGAUUCAGCACAUAUGCUUCAGAUAAGGAUGAGAACAAAUUAAGUGAAGCUUCUGGAGGUCUGGCUGAAAAUGGUGAAAGAAGUGAUUUGGAUGAGGACAACGGAAGUGGGGCACAAGAAAAUGGGUCCAUCGAUGCUGUUCCAGUUGAUGAAAAUUUGUUCACUGGGGAAGAUCUAGAGGAACUAGAAGAAGAAUUAAAUACACUUGAUCUAGAGGAAUGACAGCAAACAAGUCAAGGAAGAAAACUAGGUCAGCGUACUAUGAUCAGCGGAACUGAAAUUGAUGUUAAUUGUUCUACCACCUAGAAUCAACAGGAUGUUUACUUCCCUACGAUGAUUCUGGAGGGCUACUGUCCUCCAAAAAAGUACUCUCCCUGCAUCUUCUCUUCUGACUUUGACUACAUCUCAUAGUAAGUUCAGAGUAGUUGAUGAUAAAUUGAAAGUGGUCAUUACAAAAGAUGAUUGUUGUUGUACUAUCCACUCCGGUAGGAAGUGUAACUGCUUCUCCAGCUUUUGGUUUUCAUUGGGCAUGUGUAAUUUCCAGGAACAACGAAUUCAUACUUAAAAUACUUUCCGUUUGAUGCAGUUUUUAAUGAGUGGUUUCCUUUCCUUUGUAUUUAUAUGUUUUAAAGACUGCCUGAAAGGUGAGCACUGUACUUGAUAAAGGAGACUGCAUAUGCAGGUUCAGUAUUGUACAUCUGGACGAUUAGGUGGACACUGAGAAUGGGACUUGUUCAACCUAACAAGGUCAGCCACAGUGCCCUGUGUUAAAGCUGUUUAAAGUUCUUCCCCUUUUUUUGCCAAUAAAGUUGUAAAUAAAAACCAUCAUCCA
Molecule: messenger RNA, 2084 nt
Organism: Phodopus roborovskii (desert hamster)
Lineage: Eukaryota; Metazoa; Chordata; Mammalia; Rodentia; Cricetidae
Gene: Zc3h15
Product: zinc finger CCCH-type containing 15
Exons: 10
Coding region: 194-1474 (426 amino acids)
Biological process (GO): cytoplasmic translation
Cellular component (GO): cytosol
Molecular function (GO): mRNA binding; metal ion binding
Source: RefSeq, a predicted model, not a curated record